AUGGGAAAAGAAUCAAGUAAAUCAAAGGCUGGUCGUCCUCAACGUCAUGACCCUUUACAUGUCCAAUUAGCAGACAUUCCUGAAAAUAAUUUACUGAAAAAGGCACCUCGUCAAAAAUUCAUCGAUCGUAAUAAUAGAGCAGAAAAUGAAGGAGAGGAAUAUCUUGAUGCUAAAUUAUCUAAAAAAAUUUUAAAAAUUGCCAGAGAACAACAAGAGCAGAUUGAAAAGGCAGAACAAGAUGAAGAAGAAAGAGAUGCGAUCAAGAAAAAAUUUCCUUUAGGUUUUGAUCCCGACGAAGAAGAGAUUGAAGAAAUCGAUCAAUAUGCUGAUUAUGAAGCGUUAGAAAUUGAUGCUGCGGAUGCUGAUCUUUUAGACAAAUUUUUACCUAGUGCACCUAGAGAAAAGAAAACGUUAGCAGAUUUAAUUAUGGAAAAAAUCAACGAAAAAAAUGCAGCAGAAGGACGUGAGGCGAUUGAACGAGAAGAUGAAUUAUCUCCUUCAAUGAAUCCAAAAGUAGUUGAAGUAUAUACAAAGGUGGGGCAAUUAUUAAGUCGUUAUAAAUCAGGUAAAUUACCCAAGGCAUUCAAGAUUAUUCCAUCCUUAGGCAACUGGGAAGAAAUCUUAUACUUGACAUCACCUGAAACAUGGACUCCUCAUGCUACUUAUGAAGCUACACGUAUGUUUGUUUCCAACUUGAAAGCAAAACAAGUUCAACGCUUUUUAUCAUUUGUCUUGCUGGAUCGUGUUCGUGAAGAUAUUGCAGAAAAUAAGAAACUAAGUUAUCACCUUUAUUUAGCCCUCAAAAAGGCACUUUAUAAACCUGCUGCUUUCUUUAAGGGUAUCUUGUUCCCACUCUGUGAGUCUGGUAAUUGUACUUUAAAGGAAGCUGCCAUCGUAGGUAGUGUCCUGGCCAAGGUCUCUAUCCCUGUCUUGCAUUCAUCUGCUGCUCUUUUGAGAUUAGCAGAGAUGGAUUAUACAGGUCCCAACUCUCUCUUUAUUCGUAUCUUGUUGGAUAAAAAAUAUGCUUUACCCUUUAAAGUGGUUGAUGCCUUGGUGAUGCAUUUUGCACGUUUCAUGAACGACCCUCGUGAUAUGCCUGUUCUCUGGCAUCAAUCCAUGCUUGUCUUUGCUCAACGUUAUAAACAGGAUUUGGUAGGUGAGCAAAAGGAUAUCCUUUUAGAAGUCAUGAAGAAGAAAUAUCAUGCAGGUAUUUCACCUGAAGUUCGUCGUGAAAUUGUUCAUUCAACUGCAAGAGAUGACAUGUUGACUGAAAAGGAUGACGAUGAUAUUAUGAUGAUGGACUAA
Messenger RNA from Cokeromyces recurvatus, 1305 nucleotides. RefSeq names its product Bystin-domain-containing protein. Lineage: Eukaryota; Fungi; Mucoromycota; Mucoromycetes; Mucorales; Mucoraceae. The transcript has 4 exons. The record is from RefSeq and is a predicted model, not a curated record. Gene Ontology annotation, cellular component: nucleolus; cytoplasm; preribosome, small subunit precursor. Bases 1 to 1305 code for a protein of 434 amino acids. Gene Ontology annotation, molecular function: snoRNA binding. Gene Ontology annotation, biological process: rRNA processing.